CAGAUAUUGGAGUUUUUCUUUAUAAAACUCGCACUUCUCCGGCUUCAGAUAGAGGUCGUUGUCGCGCAAGAUCUGGAAAACUUGGUUCAGGACCUGGAUGUGUUCCGCCAUGUUUUUGGAAAAGAUGAGGAUGUCGUCCAUGUAUACGGUUAUUUUCCGUGCUGUGAUGAGUUCUCUGAAGAUCAUGUUCAUCAUGGCUUGGAAAGUGGCUGGCGAGUUGGUAAGGCCGAAGAACAUCACUGUGGGUUCAUAAGAACCCAACGGAGUGAUGAAAGCUGCCUUCCACUCGUCGCCCUUUUUGAUUCGUAUAUUGUUGUAUCCCCACCGUACAUCCAAUUUGCUGAAAAUGGUGGCCCCUUUAAUCACGUCCAAUAG
Messenger RNA from Heterobasidion irregulare TC 32-1, 375 nucleotides. RefSeq lists its product as uncharacterized. The transcript has a single exon. Lineage: Eukaryota; Fungi; Basidiomycota; Agaricomycetes; Russulales; Bondarzewiaceae. The annotation marks the transcript as partial. The record is from RefSeq and is a predicted model, not a curated record.